CUCAAUGCUAGCUGUCAGGUUUUGUUUUGACAAUCUCUUUCACCGAGUCACUCCAUAGUCUAGUCACUCCAGGGCACACACAGUAAUGGAGCCCGAUAGAGAGCUGCUAAUAGACGAUGAUGGAGUCGAGGAAGGGAAAAGGCUGGAGGAAGAAGACGAGAACUACCAGUAUCACCAGGCUAACAGAGAAAGCAGGCUACUGGACUUAGAGGAAGACUCAGCGGGAGAGAAGAGAAAUAGAAUGCAGCAUAUACUGGGUAAAGACUUGAUUGUAGCUGUCUUUGUGGUGGCAUUUGAUACAAAGAAAGGUAACAUCAUAGAAUGGGCUUAUCCUGAAGAGAUCAAUUUAGAUGGAGUUGAGUUCAGAGCAAUGGCGAGCGGAUUUCAUAACGUGACAACCGAUUUUAUCUACUUCAAGCACAACCAGUUGUUUGGGUUAAGUUGCUAUGAGAAGAUAUCAGUCUCCAAUGUGGAGGAGAGAGGAGCAAGGAUGAAGUCUGUGGGGAUUUUGGCUGUGAGUUAUUCCAACCUUCACAAUCACAUGGAGUUCCUGAGUCAACAAGCAAAGUUUAGAGUACAGAAUCCCAACAGUGAUUAUGAGAGUUUGGUGUCUUAUUUCUGGAGUAUUCAGGCCCCAAGAGCAAACCCUACAUCACCGUCAUCCCUAGCAACACAAGAUCUUCCUCACAUGGAGAUUACUCAUCCUGCUGGCUGUUUUAGUCAGUUCCUUGAGUUCUUUGGGCCUAAAGUGUUUGCCCUCUGGAAACUCUCACUGUUAAAGAAAAGAAUAUUAAUAUUUAGUCCUCCACCUGUUGGUGUUACUUGUUAUAAAGUAUACUGUAUGUGCCUUUUAGCCUCGCAUAAUAUUGAGAAUACAGAAAUAGACACCGGUCAGAAUCCACUCUUCUUUGUCAAUGUUGCCGAUAUUGACUAUAUCUCAACACUCAAUAGCUACAUUGCAUGCACCACCGAGAGAAUAUUUCAGAGCAAGACUGACCUUUAUGACAUAUACAUUGACAGUCAGACCAUAAUACCAACCUCCAAUAGACUAGACUGCUUUCUUAGACUCACACCCACGGACGAGCAGCGCUACACACAACUCAUCCACUCACAGGACAUGGCUUUUACACUUACUAGAGCUAUGAAGGACAAAACAGAGCAAGAUGUCAUGCUUGCAAGAUUCUUCCAACAGUUAAAUACUGAAGUAUAUCAGUCAUUGAUCAAUGUUGAUGGUGACUCGUGUGAAGAUCAUGUGAUGACGUGCGAGAUGGUGCAACUGAUCGGGUUACACCCGAAGGAUCACAUUUUCCUAACAGAACUAGCUUCAUUGCAUAGUCUGAAUGUAACUGUGCAGAGGCAAAGUGACGCUUUUCCUUGCUGUAUAUAAAUUUAUAAUGUUAUUAAGUUUGUACCCUGGUAUAUUGAAAUUAAAAUUUGUAUUGUAACAAGCUAUAAAACAAACUACUCUUGCUAUAAAUUUAAUAAUUUUAAAACAUUUUGUGUGUUGACUGUAGACUACAGACACUUUUAAUGCA
This is a messenger RNA of Amphimedon queenslandica, 1535 nucleotides long. Its product is annotated as protein LCHN-like. Lineage: Eukaryota; Metazoa; Porifera; Demospongiae; Haplosclerida; Niphatidae. The record is from RefSeq and is a predicted model, not a curated record. The coding region runs from base 86 to 1387 and encodes 433 amino acids. The transcript has 8 exons. Gene Ontology annotation, cellular component: cytoplasm.